AUGGCGCGUCGGGUGUGGGAGGUCUUUGCGGUCUCUCUGACGCUGCUUCUGCUGGGGCUGGUGGACCUUGGCUGCACACAGCAGAGCGUUGGGCAGGAACUGGAGCCGAACGACGGGCCGUGGUCUGCCACACCGCUGGCCAGCGGCCAGUUUCUGUACGCCGCCAUCAGCUCAUACGCAGACAUUGACGUGUUUGUGAUUCCAACCUGCGCCGCCGGGCAGGUGAGCGUCACCGUCAUCAGCAGCCAAGACAGCGUACCACUGACCCUGAACAUGCUCAACGGCACGGCUGAUGUCGUGGGCACACAUGUGAACCCAAAACCAGGCGUGCAGCGCAUCGUGCACACGCUGUCACAAAACCGAACAAACACGUUCUUCGUCGCCAUCCGGCCAGACACGCCGCAGACAACGACAUCGCCUGCAAACGCCAGCUCCACCACACCAGCAGCCAACGCCACGACAACGACCGUUGUCCUGCAGCCCACCAAUGUGACCACAGAACAACAACAACAACAACAACAACAACAACAACAACAACAACAACAACAACAACAACAACAACAACAACAACAACAACAACAACAACAACAACAACAACAACAACAACAACAACAACAACAACAACAACAACAACAACAACAACGACGACGACAACAACAACAACAACAACAACAACCACACGAAGACGAGCCAAACAACGUGUUCCAAACAGCGACCCCGCUGCCCGCUGGAGAAACGCGCCUCGGUGCCAUCAGCACCUACGAUGACGUGGACGGCUUCAGGCUGUCAACGUGUCCUGGCGGGCUGGUCACCAUCACCGUGCAGCUUGACGGCGCCAGCGGUGACCUUGACCUCGCCCUGCUGAGUGAGGACGGGUUCAUCAUCGGCAGAAGCGAGACGUUGUCCCCUGUGGAGCAGAUUCGCCUCGACAACCGCGGCAACACAUCCGUCACCUUCUACGCUGCAGUGAUCGGUUACGCCGGGGCGGUGGGCAGCUACGCUAUCACCGCCACAGACACAUGCUGUCACAGCCACGACGAGUGUGAGCCGUCCGCAUUCUGCACCACCACGGCAACCUGCUUCGACUGCGGCGCAUGCAACCUCCUGCGUACCCCGAUUGACGGCGCUUGCCCUGGCAAGUGCAACAACGUCACCGUGAUUCAGCUUGGGGCAACGGGGCUUGCAAGCAUUGAUGGGCACACGUGGCCAGACUCCGUGCUGGAGCUCUACCUCUUCAACAACAGCCUGAGCACCAUCGACGGCCAGCAGUGGCCCCCGCGCCUCACCGUGCUUGUCCUGCACAACAACCAGCUGCGCUCUGUCGCCAACCAGCACUGGCCCGACACCCUCACCAUCCUGUUUCUCAGCGCCAACCGACUCACAACCCUCGCCGGGCAGGUGUGGCCCGCUGCCCUGGAGGAGCUGUAUGUCUUCGACAACCGCUUGGCGAGUGUGGGCAACCAGGCGUGGUCGCCGCGCAUCAACACGCUUGACCUGGGCCAGAACAACAUCACCACGUUGGAGAAGGUCGCCUGGCCGCCGGCGCUGCAGUUUCUCUACAUAGAGGACAACGCCAUCACCAGCGUGGACGGGCAGGUCCUGCCCCCGACGUUGCAGGAGCUCUUCCUGCACAACAACAGCAUCACCAGCGUCGCUGGGCAGGCGUUCCCUGCGUCGCUGCGCCUGCUCUCCCUGCACAACAACAGCCUGACAAGCGUGGUUGAGGCGUGGCCGCCGGCGCUGGUGGGCCUGUCCCUCCACAGCAACCCGCAGCUGGUGAGCAUUGCCGGGCAGCGGUUUCCCGACACGCUGCAGGAGCUGCACCUGCACCACAUGGGCCUCACCAGCAUCACGGGGCGCACGUGGCCACGCGAUCUGGUCACGCUCACCCUCAACAACAACCACAUCACCAACCUCGACGCGCAGGUGUUCUCGUCGCAGCUCACGCACAUUGCCCUGUACAGCAAUGCCAUCACCAGCCUGGACACGACGCCGCCCCUCCGCUGGCCCGAGAACCUCCAGCAGCUGCUGUUGCACGACAACGCCAUCACCAGCAUCGACGCACAGCACUUUCCGGCCCCGCUGCGCGUGCUCAGCCUGCACAACAACGCGCUGACCCGGGCCAAGCAGCACUGGCCGCAGGGCUUGCUCAGGCUCUCGCUCAACAACAACAGCAUCGCGUCAGUGGAGGGCACGGUGUGGCCGCCGCGCCUGGACACGCUUCUCCUCGACAACAACCGCCUGCACAGCAUCGACGGCCAGCGCUGGCCUGAUACCCUGGUAGAGCUUGCCCUGCACAACAACCAGAUUAGCUCCAUCACGGGCCAGGUCUGGAGCACGGCGCUGCACUCGCUCUCGCUGCGGAACAACAAGAUCACCAGCAUCGAGAAUCAGCAGUGGCCGCCACAGCUGGAGUUUCUCUACCUCUUCGACAACCUCAUCACAAGCAUCGACAACCAGACGUGGGGUGACUCGCUCACGUCCAUCUCGCUGCACAACAACCGCAUCACGCGUGUGGAGCACCAGCAGUUCCCGCCGCGCCUGCAGUGGCUCUCCCUCGACGGCAACCAAAUCCGCAGCAUCGACAAGCAAACGUGGCCGCCGCUGAUGCAGUGGCUGCGGCUGGGCCGCAAUCGCAUCACCAGCGUCGACAACCAGCGCUGGCCCGUGACCUUGUCUGAGCUGUACCUGGACAGCAACGACAUUGCAAGCAUCGACGGGCAGGUGUGGCCGCCGCAGCUGGAGGAACUGUACCUCAGGAACAACAGGAUCACCAGCAUUCAGGACCAGCAGUGGCCUGAGACCCUCACGCUGCUGUACCUGUACAACAACCGCCUGCGCUCGCUCAAGGGCCAGCGCUGGCCGGUCGCGCUCACCAAGCUCUACCUGCACGGCAACCAGAUCAGGACUGUGGCUGGGCAGCAGUUUCCACCGGGCCUGCGCGAGCUGUACCUCAACGACAACCUCAUCACGGGCGUGGGCGGGCUUGCACUCCCGCCGCAGCUGUACGAGCUUCGCCUCAACGGCAACCGCAUUCAAGGGCUCGCAGCGCCGCUGGCAUGGCCACCGACGCUGGGCAUCCUACGCCUGGACGACAACCUCAUCACCAGCGUGGACGGGCAAACGUUUCCGUCGACCCUGACGCUGCUUCGCCUCAACGGCAACAGCCUCACCACCAUCGCCGGGCAGCAGUGGCCCCGAAGCCUGGCCAUCCUCUCCCUCAACCAUAACGCCAUUACGCAGGUGACCAACCAGACGUGGCCGCGUGCGCUCACCGACCUUCGGCUCGACCACAACCAGAUUGCCGACAUUGAGCAGCUGCCGCCCGCACUCACGUCUCUCGAUGCGUCCUUCAACCGCCUCGGCUCUGCUGCCAGCGUGGCGUGGCCGGUGACGCUUGUGUCGCUUGCGCUCGCCUCCAACCAGAUCAACACCAUGCCCCACCACGCUGGCGUGUGGCCGCCACGCCUGACGUCCCUCAACCUCGACAACAACCCCUUUGAGAGCAUCUUCAACGAACUUCUUGAGCGCCGCGCGGGCGACCCGCUGCCGCGGCUGACACAGUACCUGCCCUGCACCCUGCAGUCGUUCAGCGCACAGCAGCCCAUCCACCCGUGGCAGUGCACCGUGGAGCGAGUGAACGUGACGGCGCAAACAGACCUGAGCAAGCUGGCGUGCGCCAACGCAUCCCUCCUUCGGCCGGGGGACACGGCGUACGUGUGGACGUGUGAGCUGACGCAGAACGGGGAAGCGCGCGUGCAGUCAUCCGAUGCCUUCCGCGCCAAAACGUUCAAUGAUGCGGACGCGGCGUACGUCCCGUUUUACAUUGCCGUCUUCCCCGUGUGCUUUGUGGUGUGCGCGGUGCUGUGGUAUGCGCGGCGGCAGAAGCGAAGGCAGGCGUUCCUGUGGGUGCUGCUCUUCUUCUCUGCCGUCGACCUGGGCAGUGACUGGGCGUUUUACGCCAUUGAAAUCACCAGCCGCAACUUCCGCGAGGCGUACGCCUGCACGCCGUCGGAGCCCGUGCAGGUGUGCAGCUCUGACGGUGCUGUCCUCGACUGCGGCAGCUUUGGCGACCUGCACAACCCGUGCCGCGACCACCUCAACGCGCUCCCCGGUGCCAUUAACGAGUGCGAGUGCCAUGGGCUCAAGUGCAACUCGGACUUUUCCAUCGAGGACGUGUGCGCGCCGCUGGUGGCCAACCACGACACGACCACGUUCAGCGACCUCAGCUGCACGGGCUACAGCGCACUCGAUGACUACGUGAACGCGACGUGCGGUUUCCUGCACGAGACGCGACCAAACGCCAACGGCACGAGCGAGUGUGAGUGUUACGGGUACACGUGCAUGCCCCUGGCGGGCAGCGGGACCCGGUGCAAGGGGUGGUAUGGGGGCAACUACGCGGCCCUGCGCUGGGUGUGCUUCGUCUCAUGCUGCGUUGGGUCGGUGCUGUGGGGGCUGACGUCUGCGAUUAAGCUGUCCUCCUCUGUCCAGGACCAGCUGGCGCGCGGUUGUCGCCACCCCGAAGACAGCGGCGAAGACGGCGAUGAAAACGGUGAUGCUGGUGGUGAUGCUGGUGGUGGUAGUGGUGGUGGUACUACUGAUGAUGAUGAUGAUGGUGAUGACGACGAUGAUGGUGGUGAUGGUGGUACUGUUGGUGGUGAUGGUGGCACUGUUGGUGGUGAGGGUGAGGUGAGUGAAGAAGUGAACGAGGCGCGGGCGCGGCUUGCGGUACGGUUGGCGGUGACUGCCCUGCUGCUUGAGGACCUGGUCCAGUUCAGCAUCCAGCUCAUCUACAUCAGUGUCCUUGAUGUGAUUGAGAACGCGCUGGUGUUUGUGUCCAUGAUUGCCACGGUGGUGAGCGUGUUCCUGACUGUCCUCUUCCUCGCCAACCGCUACAGCACGUACCUGCGCCACCACGGCACGCUUGUUGGCAAGGCCACGGCGUAUGUGUUUACGCUUGGCGGCGCAAUUCCGCGGGCUGCGGAGCGCAGGCAGGCAUGGCUUGCAGAGAAGAAGCGACAGGCAAGCUACCGGAUGUGGCUGCAGAACAAGCAGCGACAGCAAGACCACCACGGCAAGCCAGCGCUGUCACACGCGGCACCAAUGCUGACAGUGGUCAACGGCACUGGAAAGGACAAGACUCGUGAGCUCAAAUCGUCACUGCAGCUCACACGUGCAUUGGAGAGCGCCGUGCCCGGGUCCCCGGCCUACGGGUUUGGUGAUGACGGUGGUGAGAAUGGGAAGUUGGGCAAGAAGGAUGAAGAGGAUGCCGAGAGCGAGGGCGGCAUGGGCGAGUGCUGUGAAGACACGGUUGAGAUGUGCUUUGGUGUCAUUGCCACGUGUCUUGUUGGCGCUGAACUUGGUGGCAUGUGAGAACUUGAUGGCAUGCGGCGGGUGGUUGUAGUUGUAGUUGCAGCGAAACUCGAGGCUGUCGUUAAAGGUAGGUUUUUUUUUUUUUUUUUUGACGUGAGGGUUGUACGACACAGCUGUUUGUCAUCAGUUCCAUAAAAGGAAAGCAG
Molecule: messenger RNA, 5519 nt
Organism: Salpingoeca rosetta
Lineage: Eukaryota; Choanoflagellata; Craspedida; Salpingoecidae
Exons: 3
Coding region: 1-5373 (1790 amino acids)
Molecular function (GO): protein binding
Source: RefSeq, a predicted model, not a curated record